This is a messenger RNA of Syngnathus acus (greater pipefish), 3750 nucleotides long. Its product is annotated as adhesion G-protein coupled receptor D2. The record is from RefSeq and is a predicted model, not a curated record. Gene Ontology annotation, molecular function: G protein-coupled receptor activity. The transcript is spliced from 24 exons. Lineage: Eukaryota; Metazoa; Chordata; Actinopteri; Syngnathiformes; Syngnathidae. Gene Ontology annotation, biological process: cell surface receptor signaling pathway; adenylate cyclase-activating G protein-coupled receptor signaling pathway. The coding region runs from base 224 to 2890 and encodes 888 amino acids. Gene Ontology annotation, cellular component: membrane.
GGCUCGUUGGACCAAACUUCGGGGCGCUGUCCUAUACGCGUUACACCCUUUGCUCUUCACAAAUUUCCUACCGCUUUCUCACUGCUAAAAAAGCUUCUUUCUCUUGACUCCAAUGCGGCAGUGCUUGAGAAAUACAAGUUCUUACAUUGCAUCAAGUAAAUCUGACACCGAAGCAGAGAUUUAAGAUGAGACAUGCUAAAAGUUUCCCGGACAAUCAUUAAGAAUGCACUGGUUAAUGUCUCCUCGUUCUAAAGUGCUUGUGUGUUGUCAUGUCUUUAUAUCAGCUCUUUUACUGGAAAGCAGAGCCCUUAUAUAUGAGGAGACAUUGUAUGAAUACAUACCCGAUGAUUUGCAAUGGGGCAGUGCAGACGAACUGUGUUACCAGCGCUCUGGGGCCUUAGCGGGUGUCUCCAGUCCAGAUGAGAAACAAGAGAUAAAUAACUAUUUGAAGUCCAUAAACAUCUCUGAAGCUGUGUGGAUUGCCAAGAAAUUCACUACUCAUCUGCAAAGUAACAUAUCUGUCUUUUUGGACUCUAUCUUGGCUGGCGAUUCCUCAGAGAAUCGGACAUUUUCCCUACAGUUUGUCCAACCCCCCCAGCCUGACGGAGUGUGCGACAUUUUUGAUCCUGUUACAGGGAGUUUGGCCCACGACGACUGUGACACUUAUCGAGGAGCCAUCUGCCAGUACAAGAAAGUUAUAGAAGAUCAGGAUGAUCCUCAUUCCCCAAAGAUCCCAUUGUUCAGCAUAUCGAACCAGUAUCCUUUACCCGGUCCUGAGCAGAUUCCUUCCUGGGACAGAGAGAUAAAUUCACUGCAUCAGCUGGCCCGGGCUGUCCUGCACAAAAUUGAGGCUGGUGGUCCCAAUGUCCUCACGUCCAAUGAUAUCCACUAUGUGUCUGAAAGGAUGGAGAUGGGCUUGUCUGCACUGGCUAUUAGCCAUGCAACCGGCACUAAUGCUGCAGAGGCCAUGACGUCCAUUGCUAAAGAUUACGUAAAGAUGUCGAGUCUGAUCCUAGAGCCUCAUGUGGCUCAACAAUGGAUUGGUUUAACCGAUGGCGGGAUCAACAUGGGACCUUUUACAAUCGUCAAUAGUAUUGACAGUCUUUCUGAAACUCUGGCAGACAUACUAUCUGCUGAAGGAAAAAGUUUCUCACUUUCUACCAAGAACAUAGACAUACUCAUAAGGAGCCAUGAACUGACUGAAAUAAGCUGCUGUCAAUCAUUUAAACCAUUUGACAUCAGCUCCAGCGCAAUGAGGGGAACUGCUCAGGAUGAGCUGCUAAUCCCAGACUCAGAGUUACAGAGAAUUCAGAAACUUGGACAUAAGGAUGUGAUGUUUAUUCACACUCACUACAGCCAUUUGAAUGAGAUUUUAUCUGGUGCUGCAGAGCCUGUUCUGAGUCGGCAUGAUCAAGUGAAAAGAUUUGUCUCAGGUCACCUGGCUUCUGCUGUGAUAUCAGCCACCCUCCGCGAUGCUUCAAAGGCCCAAACAAUCCCUGUUGCUGUCAAGUACACGUUAUCGUCAUCACAUGGGAUGGACUAUGUGCAGAGAUCUUCUCCAGUCUGUGCCUUCUGGAAUUUCAGCCUGAUGAAUAAUCAUACCAGUGGUUGGUCCAGUGAUGGCUGCAGUGUCAUCUUUGCUGGCUCUGGCGUUACUUCCUGUCUAUGCAACCAUACCACAAACUUUGCAGUAUUGAUGAAUUACUUGAAUCCAAAGUGGACCCCUGAGGAAGAGCUUGUUUUGACCAAGCUGACCUUCAUUGGCUCAGGAGCAUCUUUAUGUGCUCUGGUGGUGACAUUGAUGCUGUUCACUGUGUUGGACAUACCUCGAUCUGAUAGGACAUCCAUCCAUAAGAACUUGUUCAUUGCGCUGAUCUGUGCUCAAGUGAUUCUGCUCUGCAGUGGCUCGGCCAUUCACAACAAGGUUGCGUGUACACUUGUGGCAGCAUUGCUCCACCUCUUCUUUAUGGCUGCCUUCAGCUGGAUGUUGGUUGAGGGUCUGCUGCUUUGGAGCAAGGUGGUUGCUGUCAACCUCAGUGAAGAAAGACACAUGAAGUAUUAUUAUCUCAUCGGCUGGGGUCUGCCAGUGCUUAUAGUCACCAUCACAUUGGCUUCGGCCUCAGGCAAAUACUUGGCGGAUGGCUAUUGUUGGCUCAGUGUCCAGAACGGUGUCAUAUGGGGCUUUGCUGGGCCUGUCAUCUUCAUCAUCAUGGUGAAUGUCAUGGUACUCACUAGGGUGGUGGUCAUCACUAUCUCCACAGCCAAGAGGCGCUCCAUUAUGUUGGCGAUGGGUGCCAGUCCUCUGGAACAAACCUACGAGCAAGUUAGGGCUGCUGUUAAAGCAGUUUUGGUUCUGCUGCCCAUUCUUGGAUUGACGUGGCUGUGUGGUGUCCUUGUGCCUUUCUCCAUUGUCAUGGCCUACAUCUUCAUCCUUCUCAAUUCUCUACAGGGCCUGUUCAUCUUCCUGAUAUAUGGGGUGUACAACACAGAGGUCCGGACCACGGUCAACAGGAUCAAGGAAAGGAGGAAGGCGCUUAAUUUCUCAAACUGUGCCAGUUCCCGUCCAUCCAGCUCAGGCACUUGCUCUCGUCAGAUCAGUUUACCAGCAGGAGCAGCCUCCAACCCAGAGGAGGCAACCACCUUCCAUAACUGCAACACCCAAAAUCAUCAGAAGGAAGAAGAGAGUGCCACAACUCAGCUGUCCAUUCCUCCUGUUCCAAGGGAGUCCAAUUCCUCCACAUCAAGUUCCGCAGUCACUCAUCUGCAUAGAAAGGCCCUCCCUCCUGCACAAGUGGAGGCAUCACCAGCUGAUUGUAGUUUCCACAUUCCCUUGGAGCUCGACUUUACUGCCUCUUGCUUCUCACCUAGAAGAAAUUCAACUUCAUCAUAGAAGGGCCUGACUCCUCGAACGAGGACCAUCAUAUUGAAAUUGUAGGAUCAAUCUUUAUUUGUGUGUGUGUUUGUGUGUGUGCGCGCGUGUGUGUGUUUGUGUGUGUGUGUGUGUGCGUGCGUGCGUGUGUGCGAGACAUCUUUUUUUUUUUUUUUUAGCGUCUCCUGACCUUUCCUAAUGACAACAGGGAUUAAACAUUUGUCUGAAGUCACUUUUUAGUCAGUGGUCUGUGUUCUGUACUGUGACAAAUUAACACUUAAAUGAAAUAAUGGAGCACCUUUGUGAACCCUUUGUGUGUGAUAAUGUUAUUUACGUACAUACGUAUAUAUAUCUUUUGUGUCCUAGAACAUCUUUACGGUGCUCUUUAUUUAUCAUGUUUAUUUCUCAUGUUACUAUACACUCAUGUUACUAUACACCCUUUAUAUUCAACACAUCUGUGUAUAUUAUAUAAAAUGGUUUCACUUUCUUGUGUUUUUAAAAUUGUGUCAAGUGUCAAACUUCAAAAACAAAGAAUUUAAUACAUGAUAACUUGGCAUCUCACAAUGUAUGUGAAUGGGGCCAGUAAUUUCUUCUGAAUUCUUCAGCCUUUUUUUUUUUACUCCCCAAUUCUGCUGUAACAGUACAAGACUAACACCAUUUAAACAACGUCGUCUGGUACACAAAAUAUAUCAUUUUUGUUUUCUUCAAGUUAUUGAACAUUCAGAUCAGUGUAUUGUGCAUGUAAAAUUGCUUCUUUGGUUCCCAGUUUGUAAAAACAAAACAAGAACAUUCGACUGUAGACAAAUUUAUUGUGGCGCCGAAACCUCACGUCAUGUAACACAAAGAUGGAACCCAAAAGACGCAAUAAAUUAUCUUCAUUA